UCCAAAAUCUAAUUUAAUACUCCAACGUUUCCCUUACAGAGAAGAAGAGAGGGAGAGAGGGAAAGACGAAGAAGCUACAGCUGAAAAAGAAGAAGCUCCUUCGAUCUAUCAUCUAUUGCCACUACGCUCUCAAUAUCUGAGUGUUUUCUUUCUCUCUCUCUGAUUCCACUGUUUUACCACCAUGUUUUCUGCAAGCAAACUCAAAUCCGUUGAUUUUUACAGAAAAAUCCCGAGAGAUUUGACUGAGGCGUCGUUAUCAGGAGCAGGAUUAUCCAUAGUGGCAGCUCUGUCCAUUAUGUUUUUAUUUGGAAUGGAACUAAGUAAUUAUUUGUCUGUUAGCACAUCUACGUCUGUGAUUGUUGACAAGAGUUCUGAUGGCGACUUUUUGCGUAUAGAUUUCAAUAUCAGUUUUCCUGCACUCUCAUGUGAGUUUGCAUCAGUUGAUGUGAGUGAUGUGCUGGGAACAAACAGGCUCAAUAUAACAAAAACAGUUCGUAAGUUUUCUAUUGAUUCAAAUUUAAGACCCACUGGUGCUGAGUUUCAUUCAGGAACAGCUGCAAAUGCUGUUAAGCAUGAUGAUGAAGUAGAUGAAGAGUCUGUUGAAGGCUCUUUUUCACUCACGUCACAUAAUUUUGAUAAAUAUGUUCAUCAGUUUCCUGUUACAGUUGUAAAUUUUUAUGCACCUUGGUGUUCCUGGUGUCAACGUUUGAAACCUUCAUGGGAGAAGACGGCUAAAAUUAUAAAAGAGAGAUAUGAUCCAGAAAUGGAUGGGCGUAUCCUUUUAGCUAAAAUAGAUUGUACUCAAGAAGGUGAUUUAUGCAGGAGGUACUAUUUAUUAUCAAUAUACAGGCAUCACAUACAAGGGUAUCCAUCAAUUCGAAUCUUUCGUAAAGGAAGUGAUGUCAGAAGUGACCAUGGACAUCAUGAACACGAGUCCUAUUAUGGAGACCGUGAUACAGAAAGCCUAGUCAAGUUCAUGGAGAAUUUAGUGGCAUCUCUCCCAACAGAAUCUCAAAAGCUAGCUUUGGAGGAUAAAUCUAAUGCUGCGGAGAAUACAAAAAGGCCAGCACCAUCAGCAGGUGGAUGUAGAGUAGAGGGAUAUGUGCGUGUAAAAAAGGUUCCAGGAAACUUGAUCAUCUCAGCUAGAUCAGAUGCCCAUUCCUUUGAUGCUUCUCAGAUGAACAUGUCACAUGUCAUAAACAACCUGUCUUUUGGAAGGAAAUUGACACCGAGGGCCAUGAGUGAUGUGAAGCGCCUGAUACCAUACAUAGGUAGUAGCCAUGACAGGCUUAAUGGUCGGUCAUUCAUCAAUACUCGUGAUUUAGAAGCGAAUGUUACUAUAGAGCAUUAUAUUCAGAUAGUUAAAACAGAGGUAGUGGCUAGAAAAGGUUAUAAAUUAAUUGAGGAGUACGAGUACACAGCGCACAGCAGUGUGGCACACAGUGUAGACAUUCCUGUUGCAAAGUUUCAUCUUGAGCUCUCCCCCAUGCAGGUCUUAAUUACAGAAAACCAGAAGUCUUUUUCACAUUUUAUUACAAAUGUCUGUGCCAUUAUUGGGGGUGUUUUCACGGUAGCUGGAAUUUUGGAUUCGAUUCUGCACAACACUAUUAGAAUAAUGAAGAAGGUUGAGCUUGGGAAAAAUUUUUGAUAGAUAGAUGAAAAUUUUGUAUAACUUAGGGUUUCUGAUUUUGUUAUACCGAGUUUGUUAAACCGUUUGUUCUCUAUAGGUAAUUAGCUAUACUAUAAAUCAUACAAAUAUUAUUUUUCUAGCUACUUCUGUAAAAUUACCAUGACAAGGAUGAGGAUUAAGAGAUGCAUAAUGCAUCCGACAUUUGCCUCCACUAGAUUCUUUUUUUUUUUUUCCUAUUAUUAACCUCUCCUGUAGAUUCUUGU
Molecule: messenger RNA, 1893 nt
Organism: Abrus precatorius (Indian licorice)
Lineage: Eukaryota; Viridiplantae; Streptophyta; Magnoliopsida; Fabales; Fabaceae
Product: protein disulfide-isomerase 5-4-like
Exons: 15
Coding region: 182-1648 (488 amino acids)
Cellular component (GO): endoplasmic reticulum; COPII-coated ER to Golgi transport vesicle
Source: RefSeq, a predicted model, not a curated record